Messenger RNA from Sclerotinia sclerotiorum 1980 UF-70, 177 nucleotides. RefSeq lists its product with no specific name. The record is from RefSeq and is a predicted model, not a curated record. The coding region runs from base 1 to 177 and encodes 58 amino acids. The transcript has 2 exons. NCBI's taxonomy places the organism in Eukaryota, Fungi, Ascomycota, Leotiomycetes, Helotiales, Sclerotiniaceae.
AUGCCAUCAAGCAUAGAACACCUCAUCAUCGGCUUCCGAGAUACACUCGAUUUUUACUUCUCUAUGCUAUCUCCGCCGUGCGCGGAGUACAUGUACAUGUUCAUGUUCAUGUCCAUGAAUGCCGAUCAAAGAUACAGCGCAGACACGAAUCCACAAUCCCCGAGCUGCCACUUUUGA